Molecule: messenger RNA, 421 nt
Organism: Terrapene triunguis (Three-toed box turtle)
Lineage: Eukaryota; Metazoa; Chordata; Testudines; Emydidae
Product: probable E3 ubiquitin-protein ligase MID2
Exons: 3
Source: RefSeq, a predicted model, not a curated record
GUUAUGAAGCUGAGGAAGCUGGCCCAGCAGGUAGCUAACUGUCGGCAGUGCCUGGAGCGCUCCACAGUCCUCAUCAAUCAAGCGGAACAUAUCCUGAAAGAGAACGACCAUGCACGGUUCCUGCAGACUGCCAGGAACGUGGCCGAGAGGGUCGCCAUGGCAACUGCAUCCUCUCAAGUGCUGAUACCAGAUAUCAAUUUUAACGAUGCCUUUGAAAACUUUGCUUUAGAUUUUUCCAGAGAAAAGAAACUGCUGGAGGGGCUGGAUUAUCUCACAGCACCCAAUCCACCGUCUGUCCGAGAGGAGCUUUGUACAGCUUCCCAUGACACCAUUACAGUCCAUUGGAUCUCGGAGGAUGAGUUCAGUGUUAGCUCCUAUGAGCUCCAGUACACCAUCUUCACCGGCCAGGCCAACUUCAUCA